Messenger RNA from Vitis riparia (riverbank grape), 2946 nucleotides. RefSeq names its product G-type lectin S-receptor-like serine/threonine-protein kinase SD2-5. The transcript has a single exon. Lineage: Eukaryota; Viridiplantae; Streptophyta; Magnoliopsida; Vitales; Vitaceae. The coding region runs from base 290 to 2824 and encodes 844 amino acids. Gene Ontology annotation, molecular function: protein serine/threonine kinase activity; ATP binding. The record is from RefSeq and is a predicted model, not a curated record. Gene Ontology annotation, biological process: protein phosphorylation.
AAGAAUAAAAACUCUCCUUUUUGAACCGGAAAAAUUUCUGUAAUUUAACCGACCGAGUUAACUCGAAAUCUCAGCCGAUUCAACCGAUUCUCGCCGAUUUAGUGCCGAGUUUGUGCAUAGGAUCACAUCUGGUAUCGGACUCGUUACGGCGAGUGGCAAUAUUUCGAACCCUGCUUGGCCUUGGUUCCCAAUUCUAUUAUGUCCUUUCAUACUAGAUCAUCUCUUGAUCCUCUUCCUUCUCUUUCACUUGUCUUAAGGAGAAUCUAAAACUUCCUAAUCUGAGGAGGCCAUGGGCCUGGAGUCCUCUUCUGUUUUUGCUCUUCUUUUUUCUCUUCUAAUGAUCUCUUGUUUCCAACUAACCGAUGCUCAAUAUAUCCGAUAUCCAAGUAAUGCAAACCUCUCUAGUUCAUGGACCAACAAAAUUGGGGAGGUGAUAUCAACAAAUUCCUCAGAGUAUGCUGUUCCACAGCCCAUCCUUCUUAGAGAAAGCAUUGGCUCAGGUUUCAUCUGUGGCUUCUACUGCUACAUUGGGAGCGACGCUUGCUUCUUUGGUGUCCUUAUCUUCCAAAACAUAGAUUUACCAGAACUUGUGUGGUCUGCUAAUCGAAACAAUCCGUUCAGAAUUAAUGCUACUUCUACCCUGGAACUUACUGAAGUAGGAGAUUUGACCUUAGAAGAUGCUGAUGGCACCCUGAUUUGGUCUACAAACACAAGUGGCAAAUCUAUUGCAGGAUUAAACUUAACUGAAGCAGGCAACCUUGUGCUCUUUGACCAAAAUAACAAUACCGUUUGGCAGUCUUUUGAUUACCCGACAGACUGUUUAGUUCCCAGCCAAAAGUUGGUUUCAGGGAAGGAGCUGACAGCAAGUGUAUCUUCAUCAAAUUGGAGUGAAGGUUUGCCUUCACUUUUGGUUACUAAUGAAGGUAUGGUAGCUUAUGUUGACUCUAGUCCUCCACAGUUCUAUUAUAACAAGACUCUUAGAGGCAUGAAAAACAAUACAGAACCAAGUUAUAUUCAAUUCAGGAAUGAAAGCCUUGCUCUGUUCAUACUUACUGCUGAGCCAAAUGAUCCAGAUUCAGUGAUUUCCAUUCCUGCAGCAUUAUCUUCUCAGUUCAUGAAGUUGGACCCCGAUGGUCAUUUGAGAGUUUAUGAGUGGAGAGAAUCUGAAUGGAAGGAAGUAGCUGAUCUCCUGAAAACCAAUGAAGGCAAUUGUGAAUAUCCAUUGUCCUGUGGAAAAUAUGGAAUUUGUUCAGACGACCAGUGCAGCUGUCCUGGAGAUUCAAGUAAUGCGGCAAAGUACUUCAGGCCAGUAGAUGAUCGGCUACUCAAUCUGGGAUGUUCUGAAAUCACUUCCAUUUCUUGCUCAUCUUCCCAAUAUUACAGUCUUCUGGAGCUUGACAACUACAGAUACUCUACUUUCAGAGAGGAUACUGUAUAUACAGAUAUGGAGAAUUGCAAACAGGCUUGCUUGAAGAACUGUUCAUGCAAAGGCGCUAGAUUUCUAUACGAUUGGAAUUCUUCCAAUGGGAAUUGCUACUUAUUGUCUGAAGUUUUUUCACUCAUAAGAAAUUAUGGGAAAUAUGAAGAAACAUAUGUGAACUCCACCGUACUUCUUAAAGUGGACUCUCCAAUUGAAAAUAAUACAGAACAAGUUGGAAGCAAAGCUGGGAAGAAAACAGGGCAUGUUCCAAUCAUAAUUGGGUCGAGUCUUGGAGCUUUCUUUGGUGUGCUUAUCUUAAUUGUCACUUGCCUGUUUUUUUUCAGGAAGAAAAAUAAUACCAUGGAAGUUGAGGAGGAUUAUCUAGACCAGGUAUCAGGAAUGCCCACUAGAUUCUCUUAUGAAGACUUGAAAGCUGCAACUGAAAAUUUUAGUCGGAAGCUUGGGGAAGGAGGAUUUGGGUCAGUCUAUGAAGGCACGUUGGGCAAUGGUGUCAAGGUUGCAGUCAAGCUACUUGAAGGUUUAGCCCAAGUAAAGAAAUCAUUUUUAGCAGAAGUUGAGACAAUAGGCAGCAUUCACCAUGUCAAUUUGGUCAAACUAAUUGGAUUUUGUGCUGAAAAAUCACAUAGGCUCUUAGUCUAUGAGUACAUGUGCAACGGAUCCUUGGAUAGAUGGAUCUUCCACAAAAACCAAGACCUUGCUCUUGGUUGGCAAUCCAGAAGAAAGAUCAUCCUUGACAUAGCCAAGGGACUCUCCUACCUCCAUGAAGAAUGCACAAAGAAAAUAUUCCACUUGGAUAUUAAGCCCCAAAACAUCCUUUUGGAUGAACACUUCAAUGCAAAAGUUUCUGAUUUUGGCUUAUCCAAACUUAUAGACAGGGACCAAAGUCAAGUUGUAACAACAAUGAGGGGAACACCUGGUUAUUUAGCUCCUGAGUGGUUGAGUGCAGUAAUCACAGAAAAAGUGGAUGUUUAUAGCUUUGGUGUUGUGGUAUUGGAAAUCUUGUGCGGGCGGAAAAACAUAGACCGGUCUCAGCCUGAGGAAGAUAUGCAUUUACUGAGUAUUUUCAAGAGGAAGGCACAAGAGGAGCAGCUUUUGGACAUGAUUGAUAAACACCGUACUGAGGAGAUGCAAUUACAUGGAACAGAAGUAGUGAAGAUGAUGAGAGUGGGUGCAUGGUGCCUACAAAGUGAUUUUGCUAAGAGACCUUCCAUGUCCAUGGUAGUGAAAGCUCUGGAGGGUUUGGUCGAUGUUGAUGAGAACCUGGAUUAUAGCUUCUCACCUUUGCCACUGCCUGGAUCCUUACCAGUUGUUGGUCCCAAGGAAGGUGUUGCCAGUUCUAGUACUACUCCAUUACUGGCAUCUGUUUUAUCAGGGCCAAGGUAAAGAAGCUUUCACAAAUUCAUGAGACUUAAAAAUUUCUCUUGGGAGUACACCAUUGCGAUUAUGGAUGCAUAGUAGUCAUAUGUAUUCAAUAGAUGAUUUGAUUAAAUUUUAUUUGUAUUCAA